CGGUGGCUUGUGCACGGCGUAGGGCGCGAUAAAUUUGCGGCCGUGCGCCAGGUCUCGGGUGCCCGAAGCGGUGCGUGGGUGCUGGAGGCGCUGGUGGAGGGCAGCCGAGGUGCCGGCACGGCCGAGUGUGCCUGGGGUUGGGCGUGUGUGGAAAAGGCGCUGGGCUGGGGGUCUGCCCUCUUACUGCCCUGUAGGGAUUAAUGGGCUAUAAGGAGCCUUUGGUGGUGGUUGCAGAGCUCCUGGCACAGGAGCACAAAGGGCUGUAAUUUGGACUUCUAGACGCUGUCAAGUGAUAUAACGGUUUUACAAACACUGCUACGGUGGCAGUGAAUCCUUUGUGUGAGUUUCUGUAGGCUCUGUAAUGUACCAGGAACACUUCCAAAUCAGAGGGGGGCUUCAGCUGAACAGACACUUUUGGGCACUGUUGCAAAACUAACAAAGAGCUAGAACUCAAAGCUUUCCCGAGGUGGCCUGUGUUGUUGUUGUGUUUUUUUUUUUUUUUUUAACAGCUGGGGAAACUGAGGCUCAAGCAGGGAGCGGUGACUUGCUUGAAGUUACAGAACAGAGUUGCAUAUGGAAUAUAGGUCUCCCCGGACCCAGCCUCACUGUUAGUAACCCACCCCACCUACUGCAGACUUUGUUAAGGGUGCUUUAGAUGCCACUGCAGACGUGAUGUUUACAGCCCCCAACCCUCCACUUACACAUCACCUCUGAAUUCAUUGCAGUGAAUUAAGUCUCCCAACACUUCUGUGAAGUGGCUAAAUAUAUCCAGCUAGCAGAGCUCAUGCCAAAAAUAAGUCACUAAAUGCAUUAAACUUCGUGCAAUAAAAUAAGGAACAGUCCCAAUAAAAUCUUGCUUUGCGCUUUCAAGAUUGCCAUAGUUCGCGCUGUUAAGUUUGCUGCACCGCCAAUGCGAAGUUUAGGGCUGCUGCCCGCAUGGAGAUCGGAGCUGUCUGUGCAGUUGAUCUGGAGGUAACGGGUGCCAUCCAGCGGCAGCAAGACAGAAGACACUUAGGGGAUCGCUCGGAUCCCUGCGACAGCACCCCUGCGUGGUCUCUAGCAUCUUAGCCUGCCUCUGUGGUGGGUUGUCAUAACAGAAUAAUGCGGUAACUUUGCCUCUGCAGAGCUUGCCUGGGAUGCGGUCACCCAGGAGAGCAAGGGCUUUGAUACUUUCCGCACUUAAUUUUGGCCAGCAGCAUGCAAAUCGAGACGCGAAGUGAGAUUGUCUCAUUUCCAGCCUCCCCUUGCUUGUCCACCUCCCUGGAGCAGGGAGAAUUUAUGUCUGUCUUGUGCAGCAGUGAGUUUGUGCAAGUCGUAAGCUUCCCCAGGCAGAUGCUUCCACCACAGGAAUGUCAACUUGGCCUCAGGAAACAUAUUGUGUAUUCUAGCAGCCAUGGAGAGAGGGCUCUAGCCUUCCUCCCUCUUGUUCCAGUGACACCAUCACAGGGUUAUAUGUGAUUUAGGGCCAGUGACGGUGUUGCCGUAGAGGUUCCCCAGGCUGCAGCAUGAAGCUGUAGACACAGAUUCACCAGAGGCUUUAGGAACUUGCUCAGCUUUCCCCGUCCCUGGCGCAGCAGGGGCUCUGCUCGCAUUCCUUGCGUUGUGCUGUGGUUUCUCCCUGCUUGUUUGGGUAACAGGAAUUGGGCCAGCACCAUGACAGUUCAAGGCAGGGGUGAAUUGAAAGGGGCAAAAUAAAAGGGAAGGGGAAAUAAAGGCUCUUCCCAGCUGAAUUCGCGUGAGUCUAACCACAUCAGUUUGCUGCCUGGGGAGAGGAAAGAGGAUAUGACACCUCAGCUGCUCUCACUUGUGUCGGGGCUUUGCACACUGCUGACUUGUUUAUGGCUUGGCAAUGUCAAGUCUCAGUCACCAGCAUGGUGCAGUGAAAAGGGCUUUUGCAGAAACCCCAAAGGCUGAGAGGCAGCUGACUCAGGCAUCAGCAACACAGCUAGAAGACAGCCAUUACCCAAGGCAAAACCACCUGUGAACACUCUGACAGUUCUGACCCUGCUUCAGCAUCUGAUCUCGAGGCAGAGGGAAGAAGGAAGGAGACAGCCCAGGGAUCAGAAGACGACCCCAGCAAUCUGGUGAUGGCAUGGAUCGGACACUUUUCCAGCAGCUGUUUUACCUACCUCUCAGUCCUGUCACCGUCCAGUAUCCCCGAAGUGCCAAGGCACAAGACUGAUGCAGAGCCGCUCUUAGCAACCCAGCCAUGGCUGGAGAUUCUAGGAUCUUCAUGAACCAGGACAUGGACAUCGGAGUUACAUCCAGAGAGCCUAAGAAGAUUCCCAAACAGGCUCGGGAUGAUGUCCCUAUUGCCACUGACCGAACCCGCCUCAUAUCAGCAGAAGGUAAGAAGCCACGUCAGCGUUACAUGGAGAAAAGUGGCAAGUGCAAUGUGCACCAUGGAAAUGUCCAAGAAACCUAUCGAUACCUUAGUGACCUCUUCACUACGCUGGUGGACCUCAAGUGGCGUUUUAAUCUUCUUGUCUUCACUAUGGUCUAUACCAUCACUUGGUUGUUUUUUGGGUUCAUAUGGUGGCUCAUUGCCUAUAUCCGGGGAGACCUGGACCAUCUUGAAGAUGAGAACUGGAUCCCCUGUGUUGAAAAUCUCAGUGGAUUUGUUUCUGCAUUUCUGUUUUCUAUUGAGACUGAGACAACAAUUGGAUAUGGCUAUAGGGUCAUAACGGAGAAGUGCCCAGAGGGCAUCGUACUGCUCCUGAUCCAGGCUAUUCUGGGCUCCAUUGUCAAUGCGUUCAUGGUGGGAUGCAUGUUUGUCAAGAUCAGCCAACCAAAGAAGAGGGCUGAAACCCUCAUGUUUUCUAACAAUGCAGUGAUUUCCAUGAGGGAUGAGAAGCUCUGUCUCAUGUUCCGUGUUGGAGACCUCCGCAAUUCCCACAUUGUCGAGGCUUCCAUUAGAGCCAAACUGAUUAAGUCCAAACAGACCAAAGAAGGAGAGUUUAUUCCCUUGAACCAAACAGACAUCAACGUGGGAUUUGACACUGGAGAUGACAGAUUGUUCCUGGUGUCACCUCUUAUCAUCUCACAUGAAAUCAACGAGAAAAGCCCCUUCUGGGAGAUGUCACGCACCCAAUUGGAGAAGGAGGAGUUCGAAAUUGUGGUCAUCCUGGAAGGAAUGGUGGAAGCAACAGGGAUGACUUGCCAGGCUCGCAGCUCCUACAUGGACACCGAGGUGCUGUGGGGGCAUCGCUUCACUCCUGUCCUCACCCUGGAGAAGGCUUUUUACGAAGUUGACUAUAACAGCUUCCAUAGCACUUAUGAGACCAACACUCCCGUGUGCUGUGCCAAAGAGCUGGCCGAGUCCCGCCGGGAAGGCCAGCUCCUCAGCCACCUCUCCAGUGCCACCCUCCUGAGCGGAGGCAGAGAAGCAGAGACAGCAAAAGGGGAAGAAGAAGAGGAGGAAGGCAGGGAGCCAGCAGGAUUGAAUGGAGCCAACGGGACAGCGGGAGAGGUGAAAGAAGAUAUGCCUGUAUAACACCUGAACUGCUGGACAGUAGAUACCCACCUACACUUACUGGGAAACUGGGGCCUGGCAAGUCAGGAAUUGACUGGGAGUCAGAGAGCUGAGAUUUAUGUCCAGACCUCUGCUGCCUGCUGCUUGAUCCUGGCGAGUCACUGCACAGCACUGUGCCUCAGUUUCCCUCUCCUUUUAUCUGUACAGUGAGAUUCUGAGCUUUGCACUUGUUUGCAAAGCAUUUUGAUCUCUAUGGACAAGGCUCACUAAAUAUGAUCACUGUUAAAAUCGAAAUUCCUACCACUGGUUGUUUCAAAAGAUGUUCAUUGGAUGUUCAGAACUCUUCCCCCUUGAGAGGGUAUUUAAAAAGUAAAAGUCCAGAAUGUGCCAUCUCAGUAUGAAGAAUGUGGUUUCAUACCUUCACUUAAUUUGUGGGUCAAUGUAUUGUAGACAUUGUUACUGCUAAAUUAAAAGAAGAGGAAAAAAACCUCCCUG
Messenger RNA from Harpia harpyja (harpy eagle), 3967 nucleotides. RefSeq names its product potassium inwardly rectifying channel subfamily J member 5 (gene KCNJ5). The coding region runs from base 2210 to 3493 and encodes 427 amino acids. Gene Ontology annotation, biological process: regulation of monoatomic ion transmembrane transport; potassium ion import across plasma membrane. The record is from RefSeq and is a predicted model, not a curated record. Gene Ontology annotation, cellular component: plasma membrane. Lineage: Eukaryota; Metazoa; Chordata; Aves; Accipitriformes; Accipitridae. Gene Ontology annotation, molecular function: G-protein activated inward rectifier potassium channel activity. The transcript is spliced from 5 exons.